AUAUGUGUGCCAGAGACGGGUGGUAAGCUAACUGCUAAAGACGCUAAGCAAUCAAAACAAGAACGCUGGGCGGCCAUUACACCUGACCCGAAAAGAAGAAAGCCAGUCUCGCUAUCAACCAUUAGACGCUUGGUACUUUCUUGGGCUUUACAAUCGUAGGGAACCUUUUGGGGGCAAGAGGCAGAGAUGAAAGAUCCAAGUCGCAGCAGCAAUACACCCAGCAUUAUUGGUGAUGACGUUGUCAUCAGUGGCCAGUUCCACAAUGAGGAAAAUCCGUUUGCUGAGUAUAUGUGGAUGGAGAAUGAGGAGGAGUUCAACAGACAGAUUGAAGAGGAACUUUGGGAGGAGGAGUUCAUUGAACGUUGCUUCCAAGAGAUGCUGGAGGAGGAGGAGGAACACGAAUGGUUUAUUCCAGCCCGGGACUUGCCCCAGACCAUCAACCACCUGCAGGAGCAGCUCAAUGGACUGGUCAUUGGUGAUGGAAACAUCUUGGAGGACCUUGUGGUCAACAGCAAUUUAAACCCCAAUGCUAAAGAAUUUGUACCUGGUGUUAAAUACUGAGUUGCUGCCCCCUGCUGGAUGUAGCCCUUCACCACACUGUGAAGCCAGUAUUCGAAGCAUUGUUGUGGAAUCUUUUUCUUUUUUCACUGUGUUACACUUAAUGCGACGCCAAGUUUUCAGUUAGUCUUGCAUGCUUAAAGUUCCGAGAAUGUUCAACAUAUAUAUGUGUAUAUAUAGAGAACUAUAUAUCCAUAUAAACAAGUAUAUUCUGAAACCUUGCCUGGGUACAAUGGGCGCAAGAGGCACUAGGAGAGAUGGACAGAGCGGAUUCUGUCAUCACCGAAGCAGUUUCCCGUGGUUUGUUUGACAUUAACUGUUUUCUAGGUCAUAUUUUAAUGGCUUAAGUGAGUGUGUACAAUUUCUGGGCUGCAAUCAAAUUAUUUCUGGUUCAGGACACAUGGUAAGAAGUGGGUUAAAAUAAUUCAGAAAUGUUUUUGUUAUAUUGCUUUCUUAAUGGAAAUAUAAGCCUCUUGAGUUUCAUGUGGGGUAUAUUCAUGCCCUAUAAUUUCUUUUCCCGUCAGAGCAGCUUUAUAUCACUGGACUUUCAAAAAGGUGGAUGUACAAGCUUGUUUAUUUCAGGUCUUGUCCUCCUGAAGUUUGUCUGUAAACAUUUCAUGCAUGGGCCCCUGGUAGCUGAUCUCUAUUGCAAUGAUUAUUCCUGACUGACACUAACUUGAACGGCGCCUCUUGGGGAAAAAUUGCUUAGAACUGAGAGGCUCCUUAUGUUCUAUGUUGUGGUCACUUGCUUUUAUGGCAGAAUUGUCCAAUCAGAAUGGCUGCAGGACUUGUUGCCCCCCCUCCUGCCCCCCUUGGGCAUGUCUCCGCCCCUUUUCUUGAACCAUGUGUUCCACACUGCCAUGUCUGUUGAAUGUGAAUAGUGCUUAAAGCAAAAAGGCACGUUAAAAACAAAAAUGUUAAAAAAAUAUAUAUUUUUUCAAAAAUAUUUAAAAAAAUAAAUAUUGGUGGAGUAUUUUUUAGUC
Molecule: messenger RNA, 1541 nt
Organism: Paramormyrops kingsleyae
Lineage: Eukaryota; Metazoa; Chordata; Actinopteri; Osteoglossiformes; Mormyridae
Product: polyadenylate-binding protein-interacting protein 2
Biological process (GO): negative regulation of translational initiation
Cellular component (GO): cytoplasm
Molecular function (GO): mRNA regulatory element binding translation repressor activity
Source: RefSeq, a predicted model, not a curated record